AAUGGGAUAGCGCUACGCAUGCGCCAAGCAGUGCCAUUCAAAUUUAAAGCAAUCAGUCAUCAGACGUCCGUUGCGCUUUUUCUGCGGCGACAUCUACUGUGUUAGAACAAUCAGAAAAUCCUCCUGUGACUUUCCGAUUGCGAUUCCACAGUUAUAAGGUUUAUCUUCUAAAGAAGCUGUCGCGUUUUGCCGAUCGUGGUUUACUGCAUUUUCUUUGACGAUUAAGACAACUUAGCAACAGUUCCGCAUUUGAACGACGGUUAGACUUUGGGUCAGAAUGGCUUCGGAGGAAUUCGAUGCCUAUAUUCGGAUGGCACUAGAUCAGGAGUUGCACGGUAAAGAAGUCAAGCGCGUAUACGGCGUAACGUGCAAAGGCCAAGCGUAUGUUUUUGUGGUCACCAAGGUUGCCUGGUACGGUGUGUACUGGUUUGCCCAACCAGAGCCAGUGAAAUCCACUCAAACAUCUAAAAAAUAUGGAGCAUUCUUUUCAGAAUGGUCAGGCGAAUGUCUGACGUACCAGCAGUUUGUCACGUUACAAGGCGCGGACAACUGGAUAAGCAGUGUUCAGCGGGCCGUUGAAAAUCCCGUCACGAUAAACGAUGCCAAAUUUCUGUCAUUCCGCAUUCAUGGCCUACCAGCCGCGUGCGCACAUCAGCCGGAUACCUAUUUAAAACCAGGUGAUCAUAUUCGCGGACCAUUCUACGCCGACCACCACGAAGCCAUCUAUCUGGGCGACGGGAAGGUACUGCACGUGUCAGGUCACAACGAUGGUGGAACGCUGCUAGGCCGGAAAAAAGCCGCGUGUGCACGUAUUGGAAAGUUUUAUGGAGAUUUCAUUCAUAGCUACGAUGCGCCGGUGGAACUCGUCGAAUACUGUUUACGCUUGCGCACACGCAAAGAGAUUGUGGACACUGCUAAAGCGUACGCGGCAGAGAAAUUCCGCAACAAAGAGUACAAUCUGUUCUGAAAAAACUGCCAGCAUUUCGCGUCACUGUGCGCAUCGGGACACGAAUUUAUGUGUGAAGAUAUGCUAGAGCCUCGCACAGCACUUUCCGGCGGUUUCAGUAGACUCCGGCUACAUUUGACGAACCGCUAAGUGUGU
Paramacrobiotus metropolitanus is the source of this 1102-nucleotide messenger RNA. RefSeq lists its product as uncharacterized. The coding region runs from base 278 to 967 and encodes 229 amino acids. NCBI's taxonomy places the organism in Eukaryota, Metazoa, Tardigrada, Eutardigrada, Parachela, Macrobiotidae. The transcript is spliced from 6 exons. The record is from RefSeq and is a predicted model, not a curated record.